ACGGAAACAAGCAUGGCGGAAGACUCAAAAUCUGAGAGAGUUUGUACGUUUACAUUCAAAAAGUCAAAUAGAAAAUUUAAUUCUAGGAAAAGGAAAACCAGCGAUGAUGAAGAAGAUAAAAGCAGUGAAGAGGAGGGAAAUGUAGCCAUUAAGAAGGGGAAGAAAACCAUCACAAAUCCUUUAAGACAAUCCACGAAAAAUAUUUCUCUUAAGUCUCACAGUGCUGCCAACUAUAGCAGUGAUAGUGAUGAAGCUGAGAGGGAUAAAGACAUUAUUGUGUCAUACAAAUCUAACAAGUCUGGGAAAAGAGCUGGCCCAGAUGACAUGGGAGCAACAGCUGUGUUAGAAAUUGAGACAGAACUGGACAAGGAUGCUCAGUCUAUCUUUGAACGUUCCCAGGCGUUAAACAAAGAGUUGAAAGGAAAGGAGGACGAUAAAAUCUACCGAGGUAUCAACAAUUAUGCCAAGUACAUAGAGAAACGGGAUACAGCUGCGGGAAAUGCAUCCAGCGGAAUGGUCAGAAAAGGCCCCAUCAGAGCCCCUGCCCAUCUCAGAGCAACUGUCAGAUGGGAUUAUCAACCAGACAUCUGUAAAGAUUAUAAAGAGACAGGAUUUUGUGGAUUUGGAGACAGCUGUAAGUUCCUUCAUGAUCGAUCUGAUUACAAACAUGGUUGGCAGUUAGAACGAGAGAUGGAUGAAGGCAGAUACGGGAAAAAUGACGAUGAGAACUAUGAAAUCAGCAGUGAUGAGGAGGAUCUGCCUUUUGCCUGUUUUCUUUGCAGAAAACCAUUUAAGGACCCAGUAGUCACAAAAUGCCAACAUUACUUCUGUGAAAAGUGUGCUCUAGAUCACUACAAGAAGUCAAAAAGGUGUUUCGUGUGCAAUCAACAGACAAACGGAAUAUUCAAUCCAGCUAAAGAAUUGAUGGCUAAGAUGGCACAUCGGUCAACCAAGUCGACAGAAAGUGGAGACGAGGCAGCUGGGGAGGGUGAAGAUGGGGACAGAUGUGACUCGGAGGAGAGAGAGGAUGGCUGAUAGGAUAACACUGGUGUAGGAGGACAGAGAGUGGAGACAAUGCUAAGCAGGGUGAAGGGGGCUGUAAAGAGAAGGUCAAGAUGGCUGACUAAUGCUGAUGGCAAACAGAUGGAAUUGUAAACAAUUAUGAAAUAAUAUGGUGUACGUUUUCAUCCCCUCUGCGAAAGUGUGAGACGAGGACCCAUAAAAAUGCUCUCUCUAUCACUGUGAAUAGUUUGGAACCAACCAAGUUCAUAUUUACACAAUUGAUCACCACUGCAUACACUGAGUAUGACUGUUUGUGGACAUUUUGAAUGUCCUGACCUGGAGGCCAAAUCUGAAGACAUAUUUAUGAAAUGUCAAUGUUAUAGAUCUCCACAGUAAAAUUCACACUUUUAAGGCUGGAAAUGUCAAUUCUCCAGAUCUGUAUAUACAUCUAUGUACGUGUAUACAAUUAGCUUGUCUAAAUUGGAAGACAGAUGUAUGAACUAUGUGUACUCCUGGUCAUCAUAUGAUUGAAAAAUUGUUCAGUAUGACGUAAAACCCUAUGCAUGCAUACAUACAUACUUGUAGCGAUGGUAAUACUUGGGCUACAUAUCUAUUCUCCCAGGUGGGUCCUUAGUGAUUCCUGAACCCUUGCCUGAUUGUUCCACUUUUUCCUGUAUGCUUUCAAAUUUAAGUUUUUCAUGGUAUUUUUUCAUUGAAAUGAACUUGUAUAUAUACAUAU
Molecule: messenger RNA, 1741 nt
Organism: Liolophura sinensis
Lineage: Eukaryota; Metazoa; Mollusca; Polyplacophora; Chitonida; Chitonidae
Product: E3 ubiquitin-protein ligase RNF113A-like
Exons: 10
Coding region: 13-1035 (340 amino acids)
Biological process (GO): snoRNA splicing
Cellular component (GO): U2-type spliceosomal complex
Molecular function (GO): metal ion binding
Source: RefSeq, a predicted model, not a curated record